CCAAUGGUUUGCCUCGCCGCCAGCGGCACCGCCUCAGAUUAGACACAUAUGAUGUUACAGCCAAAUUAACCUCUAUAGCGAAAUCAAAUGAGGAAGAGAGAAGCGCUUUAGACAGAGCACGAGCCAUACUGUUUCUAUAGGCUCUCGUGUGAUCAAACAUUGACUGAGAGAGCGUCGCGAGCGGCUUGUUUUCACGGGGAAAUCAGGAAUGUUCCUUCCGCUUCCCAAGAAAAAAAACUAAACGGAAGUUAAACUGGUAGGCCCCUUUGUGUGGGGGUCAUCUUCCCCUUAGCUGUCUGCUGGUGUCCAUCGAGUACAAAACCAACACUUCUGGUUUCCUGAAGCCCUGCCUCCUGAAGUGGUGCGAUCUGUUUUGGGCUGUGGAGGGAAGUGAAAGGGGCCAGAAUCCCAGCGUGUCCUGUUUCCCAGGCAAUGAAGCUGCAGGCGGUGAUGGAGAACCUGCACAGACAGCAGAGAGCCAAACUGCUGAUGGAGCAGGCGGGGCAGUCUCACGGCCCCGCCCCCAUAGGGGAGGAGCUGAAAGCAGUCUCCGCCUCUGAACCGGAGCAUGCACAGAUGGCGGCGCUGGCAGCAAUGCGUGCAGUAGCAGCUGGACUUCAGAGGGCCGACAGUCCCAUGUCUGACCACAGCAGUGGAGGAGAUGAGGAUGAAGAGGAGGAUGAAGAGGAAGGGGAGGAGCAAUACAAAGAUAUGAUGGGGUCUGAGGAGGAAGAGCAGCUAAAACAGAAAUGGGAUGAAGAUGACUUUGAGGGUGAGAUGGAGGAAGAUUAUGAUGAUGAUCUAGGUGAUGAAGGGCUGCCGUCGGGCCGUGAGGCCGUCACCCCCGGCAGAGGCAUCCUCCUCUUACCCCACCGUCAUUUACACCCUCACUCCCAGCUGCUGAAGGCUCGGCCUGGCUCUGAGAGCGAAGCUCGGCCGCUGACUCACUCCGCUCAUUCAUCCCACGGGCCGCUCCAUGGACAGGACCAUGCAGACUGGACCUAUGAGGAGCAGUUCAGACAGCUCUAUGAACUAGACGGCGACCCGAAGAGGAAGGAGUUCCUGGAUAAUCUGUUCAGCUUUAUGCAGAAGAGAGGGACGCCAGUGAACAGGAUUCCCAUCAUGGCCAAGCAGGUGCUGGACCUCUACAUGCUGUACCAGCUGGUGACCGAGAAGGGGGGGCUGGUGGAGGUCAUAAAUAAAAAGUUGUGGAGAGAGAUCACGAAGGGCCUGAACUUGCCGACCUCCAUCACCAGCGCUGCCUUUACUCUCAGAACACAGUAUAUGAAGUAUCUGUAUCCUUACGAAUGUGAGAAGAGGGGUCUCAGCAACCCCAACGAGCUGCAGGCGGCCAUCGACAGUAACCGGCGAGAGGGACGCAGACACAGCUUUGGCAGCUCGCUCUUCACCUACUCGCCCAACGGAACACCCACAAUGCUCUCCUCUCCCAAACUCUCCAUGCCACCCAUGGGCAUCGCCCUGCCCAGCAACGGAGCCUCGGCCUCAUCCUUACACAGAAUUAAGAAAGAGGAUGACGGCGUUCAGGCCCGUCUGCCGGUGUCUCUGGCCACUCAUUCAGUAGCUGCGGCUCAGGCUACAGCUGCGCAGGCGGCCACCAUCGCACAGGUAGCUGCGCUGGAGCAGCUGCGGGACAAGCUGGAGUCCGGCGAGCCCCCGGAGAAGAAGAUUGCACUACCACUGGAGGACCACCAGCGGCUACUGCAGAGAGCCCUCCAGCACAACCUGCUGGCCAUGACGGCACAGAUCCCCAUGAACAUCCGCAUCAACAACCAAGAAAGCAGGCAGGACUCCGCCAUGAACCUGAACAGCAAUGGCCUAAACAGCAUCAGCAUGUCUGUGGAGCUCAAUGGAGUCGUCUACACCGGUGUUCUCUUCGCCCAGACUGCGGCGCCGAGCUCAUCCAACAAAUCUUCUGCAGGCAACAGCGGGCCUCAAUCAGUUCACCACACACCUACCUCAUCCUCCUCCAACAGCCAAUCGCCUUAACACCUCAGACUCUUCCUCAGUGCAAAACCCAAGCCAAAAAACCUCAGUUACUAUACAAGAUAUGCCAAAAAAACAGUGCAGGAAUAACUGAAUCGUUCUCAACUUGACGUACACUAGCUCAGGACUUUUAUUUACACUCUCCUUUAUUCAGGAAUCAAAGAAAAUCUAAAAUAACAACAGAGUUUAUUAUAAAGAUAAUGAUGUAUAUGCAAAACCUGUGAAUAAUUUAUUUCUCUUUUUGUGAGCACGCUGUCUGGCGUUGACAAGGCAGUAGGAUUCUGCUUUUUAGGGUUUUAAGGUCUCUGACUGACAAAAGCUUUUCGUCAAAACCAUAACAAUAGUAUUGUUGUUAUAACGUGUGAUGCGAACAGCUUAGUCAUCUGAACUAAUAAUAUAUUGUAGAUUUGAGUUUCUCUGUGUAUGUAUCUGCAGUGCCUUGUGAAGGUUUUUCCUUCACGGUUUGAACGUGCCGUUGACAGGCCAACGUCUUCAGCACGAACACAAUACAAAGUGCGUUAUUGUUAGAA
Molecule: messenger RNA, 2534 nt
Organism: Carassius carassius (crucian carp)
Lineage: Eukaryota; Metazoa; Chordata; Actinopteri; Cypriniformes; Cyprinidae
Product: AT-rich interactive domain-containing protein 3A-like
Exons: 9
Coding region: 433-2007 (524 amino acids)
Biological process (GO): regulation of transcription by RNA polymerase II
Cellular component (GO): nucleus
Molecular function (GO): DNA binding
Source: RefSeq, a predicted model, not a curated record